GGAACUUCCGGUGAGUCUUCGGGGACGUCAGAGCCGAGGCGACAGCGGCGGCCGCUUUGGGAAGAACGAGUCGGCUGUGAGGAGAGCUCGUCCGAGGGCUUGGGUCGUAACGUUCCCUGGACAGAGCGGUGUCUGCGUGGCAGAGGUGCCAUCAUGUUCUCUUUCAACAUGUUCGACCACCCGAUUCCCCGGGUCUUCCAGAACCGCUUCUCUACACAGUACCGCUGCUUCUCCGUGUCCAUGCUUGCAGGGCCUAAUGACAGGUCAGAUGUGGAGAAAGGCGGGAAGAUUAUUAUGCCACCCUCAGCCCUCGAUCAACUCAGCCGACUCAACAUUACCUACCCCAUGCUGUUCAAGCUGACCAACAAGAACUCGGACCGCAUGACGCACUGCGGUGUGCUGGAAUUUGUGGCUGAUGAGGGUAUCUGCUACCUGCCACACUGGAUGAUGCAGAAUCUGCUGUUGGAAGAAGGGGGCCUGGUUCAGGUGGAAAGUGUCAACCUUCAAGUGGCCACAUACUCCAAAUUUCAGCCUCAGAGCCCUGACUUCUUGGACAUCACCAACCCAAAAGCAGUAUUAGAAAACGCAUUGAGAAACUUUGCCUGUCUGACCACUGGGGAUGUGAUUGCCAUCAACUACAAUGAGAAGAUCUAUGAACUGCGGGUGAUGGAGACCAAGCCUGACAAAGCCGUGUCUAUCAUCGAGUGUGACAUGAAUGUGGAUUUUGACGCUCCCCUGGGCUACAAAGAACCCGAAAGACAAGCCCAGCAUGAGGAGUCAACUGAAGGCGAAGCUGACCACAGCGGCUAUGCCGGAGAGCUGGGCUUCCGUGCCUUCUCCGGCUCUGGGAACAGGCUGGACGGGAAGAAGAAAGGUGUAGAGCCCAGCCCCUCCCCAAUCAAGCCUGGAGACAUCAAAAGAGGAAUUCCCAAUUAUGAAUUUAAACUUGGUAAGAUCACUUUCAUCAGAAAUUCACGUCCACAGGUCAGAAAGGUUGAAGAGGAUGAUGCUGGAGGCAGAUUCGUCGCUUUCUCUGGAGAAGGACAGUCAUUGCGUAAAAAGGGAAGAAAGCCAUAAGUUAGCUGAUUGGAAAAUAAAAUACUCAAUUGCAACAUAA
This is a messenger RNA of Pipistrellus kuhlii (Kuhl's pipistrelle), 1117 nucleotides long. It is a transcript of the gene UFD1, whose product is annotated as ubiquitin recognition factor in ER associated degradation 1. The transcript is spliced from 12 exons. Gene Ontology annotation, molecular function: polyubiquitin modification-dependent protein binding. Gene Ontology annotation, cellular component: VCP-NPL4-UFD1 AAA ATPase complex. NCBI's taxonomy places the organism in Eukaryota, Metazoa, Chordata, Mammalia, Chiroptera, Vespertilionidae. Bases 154 to 1077 code for a protein of 307 amino acids. The record is from RefSeq and is a predicted model, not a curated record.